Messenger RNA from Camelina sativa (false flax), 1123 nucleotides. NCBI's taxonomy places the organism in Eukaryota, Viridiplantae, Streptophyta, Magnoliopsida, Brassicales, Brassicaceae. The record is from RefSeq and is a predicted model, not a curated record.
UCUCGCCGGUAAAAAGGAGGCUGGAAAAAGCAGAGAUCCCUUAACCAUGAUUCCCUUCAAAGUAUCUUUCCUCAUCCUCAUCAUCUUCCCAUGGUAUCAAUCUUCCAGUCGGACCCAACUCCAGCUCUGAUUAAUCCUACUCCUGCGCCAACAAACUUGGAAGUGGAUGUAUUAGCGCCCAAGGAAAAAAUCAUAUUUUUUUUUCUUUAAUCUAUGGACGUUCCACGCCGCUCUUUCGCUGCGUCUCUCUCGCCUCUCCGGCUGAUCGAUGGACUCCCGCGUCGGAGGAGUUUCAAUUAUAAUCAAAUGCCUGAAGAGCCCAUCAAACUCACUGUUCUCAAGCUUGAUGGAUCUNNNNAAGGUAUUCAAGUGUUGAGAACAGCCACAGUAGGGGAGCUCAAGAUGGCUGUAGAAGCUGCUUUUGCUCACUUGCCCAUCACAGGCCCUGGCAAGAUCUCUUGGCCGCAUGUUUGGGGACAAUUCUGCUUAUGUUAUGAAGAUAAAAGAUUGAUUAACGAGGCUGAGUACCUCAUUGAAUUCGGUAUAAAAGACGGAGAUCAGCUUCGAUUCAUCCGCCAUAUCUCAAAUUACUGCAUGUUGAUGGUGAAGCAGAAGAGCAAGACACCACGUGUUUCUUCUUUGAAACAACUCAAACUGUUCUCAACCAAACCCGAAACCCUGAAAAUGAAGGUAAGGGAAGGUCAAGAAGACAGUGUUGACUCCAUCCCUCGGAUCCUCCAACCAAGCUUUCUAGCGACUGUAUUAGGAGGUUGGCUCUCUCACAAGUCGACAACGCCAAGUCAAGGAGGUGGUACUAAACACAGAAACAUGACCGCAAGUAGAGUUUUUAACAAACUCAUCACAAGGCUUCGCUUCAAGUGUUAUUCCGAAAAGGAUGUAUGGAACAGAAAAAAACUCAUCUCCGAAACAUAAAAAAGACUCUCCUCCUCCCAUGUAACUUUCUCAUUCGAUUCUUGUAUAGAUUUUGAUUUCCCAUGUUUAUAUACCAACUUGAUGUGUUUGUUUGCGUGCUAAAACAAUAAUGCAUUGAUUGUGUGUUUGCGUUUGUACUUUGUACGUUGUAAUGCAAAUUGAAGUGAAUCUACCGUUUGUAUUUAGCGUU